CUUUACCAAAAUUAUUUUAUUUCUUUCCGGACACCAACCCAUUUCCUUAACUAAAACGCAUAUCCCUUCUUUAUUUUAUGCCAAAAUAAUUUAAUAUAAAUAUUUAUAGUGAUCAAUAUGCAAUAAUUAAUAUUUAUUUCCUUUUAGUUUAUUAUUAAUUACAUUUCCGACAAUUUUUUUUUAUCAACCUUUGUAAUGUCUUUUAUGCUGUCACCAAUAAAACCCAGUUUACCUCUACCAAAAUUAGACCUAAUUUUUCAUCAUAAGAAAAUUCCUCAAAUUUCUUCUCCCCUUCUCCAAAAUACCCAAAAAUUAUUUUCAAAAUUAUAUUUUUUUGAAAAAAAGAAAAAAGAUAAACACUCAGCUUCUAUCAAAGCUUGCUUCUUUACUCUAAUGGUGAAAUCCCAAUUUUAAGCUGCAUAGAUUUAAUUUUCAUCACUUGUUAAAUUAAGCUUAGCUUCUACUCCCCUCAAAAAAAAAGCUUAGCUUCUACUCAAAUCAAUCAAAUUAAAACCACCCUUUUCUAUAUUUUUUUAAAAUCUUUUUUGUUGAGCUGUUUUUUUUUUUUUUUUUUUUUUUUUAUGAUGUUUCAAAAUUUUUAAAAACAAAAUCAGGAGCUAGCUAAGCUUGAUUUGCUCAAAUAAUUUAUGGGUUGUUCUUAAAUUUAGAAAAAGAUACUUUCUUUGUAUUAAUUCUUCCAUUAUAAUUUCCUGAAAAUAACAAUAAUAAUAUUGUUAUAAUAAAAAAAAAACAGUAAAUGAAAUGGAAGCAAAAGAAGGAGGAAAUAGUGGUGGAGUAACAGUAGUAGGAUCAGAUGCACCAAAUGAGUAUCAUUUAGCUCCUAGGAAUGAAAAUAACGUCGGUGCAAUCAUUGUUAGUGGGGCCCAACUCGCCGGAACAACGCCGGCGCCGGCGACCCAAAUGGGCUUGCAAACUCCGGUGACGUCCAUGAAGAAGAAAAGAGGACGGCCCAGAAAGUAUGGGCCUGAUGGGGCUGUUACUGUGGCUCUUUCUGCAAAGCCCAUCUCUGCCUCAGCCCCGGCCCAAGCCAACGUUAUUGAUUUCUCCUCUGAGAAGCGGCCCAAGAUGAAGCCCGCUGCUCCUGUGAUCAAGCAACAUCAACCCAAGUUUGAGUCUGAUAGUCAUGGUGAAUGGGUAUCUUGCUCUGUUGGUGCUAACUUCACACCUCAUAUCAUCACCGUCAAUGCUGGUGAGGAUGUUACCAUGAAGGUCAUAUCAUUUUCUCAGCAGGGCCCUCGAGCUAUAUGCAUUCUUUCUGCAAAUGGAGUAAUUUCCAGUGUUACACUUCGUCAACCUGACUCUUCCGGUGGUACAUUGACAUACGAGGGCCGUUUUGAGAUACUUUCCUUAACUGGUUCAUUCAUGCCUUCUGAGAGUGGUGGGAUUAGAAACAGAUCAGGAGGAAUGAGUGUUUCACUGGCAAGCCCAGAUGGCCGUGUGGUAGGAGGAGGUGUAGCUGGUUUGCUUGUUGCUGCUAGUCCUGUGCAGAUUGUUGUAGGAAGUUUCUUGGCAGGAAACCAGCAUGAACAGAAGCCAAAGAAACAAAAAUCCGAGUACAUCAUCAGCGGUUCCACCGUACAGUUUUCAAAUACAGGAAUGCAGGACAGUUAUGGGGGCCAAAGCCAAGGUUAUCACGCCUCAGGUACCACAUACUCGUCUUUUCACGGAGACACUAGGAAUGGCUCGGCUGAUCAUAACGAAUCUUUGCAUGAAGGUUAGAAAAAACCAGAUUGAGUUUGGUGAUCUACACCACGAGAUGAACGUGCAGUUUUGACUUUUGACAAUAGUUAAAACUAUUGAGAGUGCCUAUGAAAAUCGUCUUGUCUGUUUUAUUACAUCUGUAUAAUCUUGUGUGAUAUUCACACUUGCAUGGGUCAAGUGCUUAUUUACUACAGGUGUUGUUUAUCCUUAUUUAUGUAGGAAUGUUAGUCUUAGCUUAACUUACUAGAUAGGGUUUUCUACAGGUGUUAUUUUUAUGUAGAAUAAACUUGUAUUCACACCACAUCAAUUCUGAGCAUAAUGGUUACUUGGUUAUUAUUGGUCUA
Beta vulgaris subsp. vulgaris (sugar beet) is the source of this 2066-nucleotide messenger RNA. RefSeq lists its product as hypothetical. Bases 763 to 1740 code for a protein of 325 amino acids. NCBI's taxonomy places the organism in Eukaryota, Viridiplantae, Streptophyta, Magnoliopsida, Caryophyllales, Amaranthaceae. The record is from RefSeq and is a predicted model, not a curated record. Gene Ontology annotation, molecular function: minor groove of adenine-thymine-rich DNA binding. The transcript is spliced from 5 exons.